Molecule: messenger RNA, 1132 nt
Organism: Tilletiaria anomala UBC 951
Lineage: Eukaryota; Fungi; Basidiomycota; Exobasidiomycetes; Georgefischeriales; Tilletiariaceae
Product: ras-domain-containing protein
Exons: 3
Coding region: 150-995 (281 amino acids)
Cellular component (GO): endosome
Molecular function (GO): GTP binding; GTPase activity
Source: RefSeq, a predicted model, not a curated record
CCCACAAACACACAUAGAGGUGGCAUCAGUAGCAAACUCAAAGCGCUCUGAGAUCAUACUGGGGGCAGCAAGCAUUUCCUAUAUCCGCAACCUGCACCCCUAGCACAGCCAAACUGCUUGCCGCCCCGCCAGGCCAGUCGAGUCCCAACAUGUCCAACAACAGCGCGGCCACCUCCUCGGCGACUGCGCCAAGCGCAGGCGCAGCCAUCGCCGCCGCCCAGAAACCAUUCCAGACCAAGCUCGUUCUGCUCGGUGAUGCGGCCGUCGGCAAGUCCUCCGUCGUGCUGCGCUUCGUCAGCGAUGACUUCCAGGAGAAUAAGGAGCCCACCAUCGGCGCAGCGUUUCUCACUCAAAAAUGCCGCCUGGAGGACAAGAUCAUCAAGUUUGAGAUCUGGGACACGGCCGGCCAGGAGCGCUUCCACUCGCUGGCACCCAUGUACUACCGGAAUGCCCAGGCGAGUGCAGUCGUCUACGACGUGACGAAAACGAGCUCAUUCGAAAAGGCCAAGUCAUGGGUCAAGGAGCUGCAACGGCAGGCGAACCCGAACAUCGUCAUCGCCCUCGUCGGCAACAAGGUUGAUCUGCUUGCCAGCGCCACCAGCGCGCCUUCGUUCUCCUCCAGCGGCGGCGAUGCAGAGGACGAGGAAGAUGACAACGCCACCACCACUGGCGCAGCAGGCACAGGCGCAGCGGGCGGGAGCAGCGGUGCGGCGCCAACACGAGCGGUACCGAAGGAAGAGGCGCAGGCGUACGCUGAGGAGGCCGGCCUGCUCUUCUUCGAGACGUCUGCCAAAACGGGCGAGGGGAUCAUCGAGGUAUUCACCGAGAUUGCAAAGAAGAUCCCCAUCAACGACAUCCUCGCCAGCCAGGCUACGCAGGCCGCUGCUGGCGCCACAGCCGGCCGGCCAAGCGCAGCGGGCGCCGGCGCCGGCGCAGGGGGGAAUGUUGACCUGAAUGCUGGCGCGCAGGCGAGCAAGGACGCGUGCAAUUGCUGAGCGCAUGCGCUUGCCCUUGUUGCCUCGCUCGUGUCUCGCUUCCUCUCGCUCUCGUUGGUCUCCCCCACGCACAUGGCCCACACCUCCGUCUGUCUGUAUUAUCAUCUCCUCAUCUCUAGACACUUUCUCUUUGCUCC